AUGUCAAUUCCCUUAGCAGAGCUCGCCCGCCGCAUAACUGCCAAGGAACAACUUCAUGUAUUCACGCUCGACCAUCUCCUAGCUUUCAUUGAUCGCUGUUGUCAGUUUCGCGACGAUUUUGCUCUGGUUCAGCAAGGGAGGCGCGAUACACGGUCGGCCCCUGAUAUUAUGCCCGCCGCGCACACCUACUGGUUCUCGCAAAAGUUCGACGUCCCCACUUCGGCUAUAGACCUUCUCUGGGACGUAUUAAAGGAUCAAAUUUGGCAAAUGAUGACGGCCCGAGAGCGCCUGGAUGAUUUGGUAGACGACUUUGAGGAGAACGGUGGCUGGGACAUUGGGAUAGCUUAUGUCCCGUUGUACCCUCCUUCGCGGAGUUGUAUCAAUCCAGACUGUCAAAAGAGCACCGAGCUCCGGCAGCAUGUUGCCCUCAGAUGUGUCGCGUUUACCAUCGACCACGGUGUUCAGUUCGCGAAGGUGGUGAACCUCACUUGUAACCAGUGCAAAUGGGAAUUUCACAACAACUACGUAGUACGCCCAGCACUCGUGGCCGACGAACAGGGGAAUCCCACCGCUGCUUCGCCACACACACCUCUUGUUCUCGAUUGUCGGCCACUAUCUAGCAACACCAUGAGCGGGUGGAUCUUCUUGCCGCCUCUGGAGGUCCUCGACAACGGUACCUGCACUUGCCCAGUCUGUUUCGAGGUGACGAUCCUGUACCCGGCGGUUCACACGAAUCCUAAGCACAGGUACCAUAAGCGGGUCCAUCUCAAGUGCUUUAAGCCACACCCGGAUGGCCAAAUCUACUACUAUGUCUUCCCCGAGGGUGACGUCCCUCCGCCGGUCCUAGCUCGCACCCGUCCCUCGAGCACCCCUCUCCCGAGUCCUAUGCCUUCAUUCUCUUCGGCUACCAGUCUCCAGGCCCUAGCCAACUCAGCAUCUCAGACGCCCUCCGAUCUAGGACACGCACCUAUCGUUAAGCCGCUUGGCAAGUGCAAGUUCGGUAACUGCAACCUUGCAACUCCCAUCAAAAGCGGCGCCUGCUAUCGUGAGUGGUGUCAUAUCCACUGUAAGGCGAGAGGUGGCUGCACGGGCACAGCAAAACAUUGUGUCGAUGGCAACUCCCUUGGUCGUCCCCUCACUCCUGAGGAGCAGGAGCAGGAGGAGCGCCAGCUGAGCGGUCGCUCUCAAGUCCCUGUCGAUCUUCACCUAUCCUCGAUUCCUGUCCCUUCGUCCUCAUCUGCAGGUUCCUCCGAGUCAUCUACGGCUCCAUCACUCCCUUCCUCGACUGUCACUCCUUCUUCUUUAUCCCCUUCUUCUCUGGCUUUGUUAUUCCCUAGCGCUUCGCAGCCAUCACCUUCCACGCAGCCGCCGUCACCUUCCUUGCAGCCACCGCCUUCCUCGCAGCCACCACCUUCCACACAGCCACCACCUUCCACACAACCACCGCGGUCGCAGCAGGCAACCUCUUCGCUGAUUACAAGACAUCUCGAAGAUCCUUGGGUGGAUAUAUGGAAGACGAAGAAGGUCGACACGGUCAUGAACGCCAACCAAGCGCACAUCCAGACUGUGCUUGAGCAGGAUAGCAAGAAACUACUGAAUCUGCUCUUGUGGAUUACAAACACACAACGGGAGAAUGCCAAGCUCAUGGGUUCGCGGUCUCUACCAAAGUGGCCCUAUUUCUCGCUCAUCGAAUACAUGUCUUCGGACGAGUCCGCCAUACCUCCUCCUAGCGCCGAAGUCCACCGCAUCGAGCAGUAUGACCGUCGAAGGAGCGAGUGGGUCACCGUCUCAAUCCACGCCUCGCACAAGGUCACCACCGGGGAGACCCUUAUCUUUCGACUCCCUGGUGUCACUGAUCCACAGGACGACUCAGGACUUCUUGGGCCACCACCACCUAUCGACACCAUCGACGAUAUCACUCUCGAGCGUGCCCGAAUUCGUAAACAGUCACCAGUCGGCCGUAUCCUCAAGCCCAUUGAUCCUUCCCUUGUUCGCCAGCGUCCUCGCUCACCGCGUCCCCGCUCACCGCUCCCCCGUGGUUCUCCUGAUCUGCUCGCUAUCAUGGCGCAGGAAGCGGCGCAGGAAGCUCAACUUGAACAGCCAUCUCAGCCUCCCUCACUCGAAGGCUCACCGGUAGAAAUACCAUGGCCGUCCCCAUCGCUCAAGGCUCGCUAUGUGUCACCACCCUCCUCCACAUCGUCCUCUGUUUCACUGUCGCGCACCCGCCCGCUCUCACUCCUUGCUCAGGCCUUUGUAGGCAUUGACGACGAGGCUGUUGUCAUACUAUCUGCCGUUGGACUCCCUCGAACGCCCGACCGCGCGCUCGCCUUACCUGGUCGUCCACCCCGGCCCGAAGUUCCUCAGCCCGAGCUUAGCGCCCCACUGCUGUACAGGUCUUGGCCCAGGGGCUGGCACGUCAAUGGGGUCCUUGACGGCCUUCUCAAGGUCUUCGGCCCCGAUCAUCGCCACGAGCCAGCGCCCUCAGCAUUCAUGCGCGUGUUUGGCGUGCCAUACAAGCGGACGACUGUGCGCGACGCCCUCCAGCGGUUUUCUACCCUUCCACAAGAGGAGCGGGUUGCCUUGUAUCGCAACCAGCCUGGCACCUUCUGGGGUAAAUUUAGUCGCAACGUUCCACUGAAGGAAUACACGCCCUCCAUCAAGCACGAUUCCUCCAGCGAUGGCGACUCCUCAGACGACAGCAAGUCCUUGGUCAAACGCGAGCCCUCGGACGUGCCCUCGGACGCGUCCUCCAUCAAGCUUGAACCCUCCGUUGACGUGGAGCCUUCCAUUAAACGUCUGCCUGCCUACGACAUCGUUCUUUCCAGCGGGUCUUCGAGCCCUUCGCGCUCAACCUCUACCUCCGCACCUGCUGCCUCAAGUCGCGCUCGUUCGAAACGCAAGGCCAAGUCCCAGGCCUCUUCAAGUCGUCCUAGAGCCAAGCCCAGGCUGUCAAAGUCUCGCAAGUCGCAGAAGAAACCCGAGUACAUCGAGAUCUCAAGUGAUCCCGAGAUAAUCGAGAUUUCAAGUGAUUCUUCCGAUCUCCCUCGUUUCCUCCUAGCUAAAGUCAACAACGAGUCCAGUGAAUACUUUGAUAUCUCAGGGAUCAAGUCGGAUGAGGACGAGGACGCUUGA
Messenger RNA from Coniophora puteana RWD-64-598 SS2, 3132 nucleotides. RefSeq lists its product as uncharacterized. The transcript is spliced from 6 exons. Bases 1 to 3132 code for a protein of 1043 amino acids. The record is from RefSeq and is a predicted model, not a curated record. NCBI's taxonomy places the organism in Eukaryota, Fungi, Basidiomycota, Agaricomycetes, Boletales, Coniophoraceae.